CGCUGCGAAUUUCACACUUUCUGGCACACCUCGCAACCGGCGCUCCAACUUACUGCAACGACAACCUACUCAGCGCAACCACUGUCCACCUUCUUCAGCGUCUCCGCCGGCUGCACCCUCUCCCCGCACCCGCUCAAUGUCUGAAGCCAUAGACGCCGGUGGUCUGCGCAAGCGUCCGCAGAAGGAUGCCGCCGCUUCUGGUGGCGCAAAGCUCUCGAAUGGCGUAGACAUAAAGCCCGAGGUCGACUUCAAAGACAGCAAGGUUAAACCACAAAAGGCGGCAGCGGCAGCGACACAUGCACCGCGGCGUAUCGGAUCUGGGGUUCGCGUCCUCCCCGCAAAUACACUCCAAUGGACGGUCCUCAUCACGCUCACAGCCGCAGCCCUCUUCACCCGCCUCUACCGCAUCUCCUUGGCCGACUAUGUCGUAUGGGACGAAGCGCACUUUGGCAAGUUCGCAGGCCACUACCUCAAGAGGACUUUCUAUUUCGACGUGCAUCCACCGCUGGGCAAGAUGUUGAACGGCCUUGCCGGCUACGUUGCCGGCUUCAACGGGACGUUCGAAUUCAAAUCGGGGGAAAAGUACCCGCCGGAGUUAAACUACUCCGUAAUGCGGAUUGCCAACGCGCUGUUUGGGGUCGGGAUGGUGCCGCUGGCGUACCUCACGGCCAUCCAACUGCAUCUAUCGGAACCGGCGUGUAUCCUCAUGGGCGUGAUGGUCCUCGGCGACGUGGCGUUGGCGGUGAUCAGCCGGUUCAUAUUACUCGACUCGAUGCUGCUCUUCUUCACAGUACAAAGCGUCUUCUGUCUCGCCGUCUUCCGCAACCAGCAACAAACCGCGCCGUUCACAUUGGAAUGGUAUGCCUGGCUCUUCGCAACGGGAAUCUCGCUAGGCGCCGUCGCGAGCGUCAAAUGGGUCGGACUGUUCGCCAUCGCGCUGGUCGGGCUACAUACCAUCGACGAAUUGUGGGAGAUGCUCGGCGACCUCAAGAUGCCGCCGACGCGAUACGCACACCAUUGGCUCGCGCGGAUCGCGGGCUUGAUCGUCGCGCCGAUUGCGGUGUAUGUCCUCUCGUUUGCGGUGCAUUUUGCGGUGUUGAAUCGGAGUGGGCCCGGGGAUGCGCAGAUGAGCUCGUUGUUUCAGGCGGGGUUGGAGGGGAAUAAUUUUCAUGAGAAUCCGCUUGAACUAGCCUACGGCUCCAAAAUCACACUUAAAAACAACGGCCGCGGCGGCGGGCUCCUCCACUCCCACGUCCAGCGCUACCCCACCGGCUCCGAGCAACAACAGGUCACCUGCUACCACCACAAGGACAGCAACAACCACUGGAUUGUCCGAAAAGCGUGGAAGCAGACUGAGGAUCCUGAGAAGGUCGAGUUUGUGAAAGAUGGGGAUGUGCUGAGAUUAGUUCACGCAUCGACGGGCCGCAACCUUCACUCCCACAACGUAAAAGCACCCGUUACGACCGCCCAGAACGAGGUCAGCUGCUACGGAAACGCGACCAUUGGGGACUCUAACGAUCUAUGGAAACUCGAGCGUGUCGAUGACCUCCUGGACGCAAAGUCAGAAGGAAUCCGAUCCUUAACGACCCGGUUCCGUCUGCGCCACCACCUCUCCGGCUGCCUGCUACGCUCGCAUGCCGUCACCUUACCGCAGUGGGGUUUCAAACAAGCCGAGGUGGUGUGUCAGAAAAAGGGCGAUGACGCGAGCAAGAACCAUUGGUGGAAUAUCGAGCAGCAUUCGCAUGAUAAACUACCCCCCGGCGGCAAAAAAGCGUUCCACUCCAAAUUCCUCCACGACUUCACCACCCUCAACGUCGCCAUGUGGACCUCCAACAACGCCCUCACCCCGGACCCCGACAAAGAACCCGACGCGCUCACCUCCCAACCCUACCAAUGGCCGCUCCUCCUCGUCGGACUCCGGAUGUGCGGGUGGGGCGACGACAAGAUCAAGUACUGGCUCGUCGGCAACCCGGUCGUGUGGUGGGGGUCGACGGCGAGUCUGCUCGUGGGGGUGGGGCUGGGCGCAGUGUACGCGGUCCGCUCGAAACGCGGGUAUGUGAAUUUCGCAACCCGUGCGGAUCAGGCCGCGUUUGUGUUUACGGCGAAAAUCGGACUGCUGGGCUGGGCCCUGCAUUACCUCCCCUUCUUCCUGAUGGGCCGCGUCACCUACCUCCACCACUACUUCCCUGCGCUGUAUUUCGCUAUCAUCACAUGUGUGGCGACGUUGGACCAUCUGGCCGCGCGCGUGUGUGGACGCGGUACGAUGGCCCAUGUGGCGGUUUUGCUGGGGGUGGGCGUGGGCGUGUUGGCGAAUUUUGUGUACUUUGGGGACUUUGUAUGGGGGUUUGAGGGGCCCGCGGAACGGUAUCGCGGGAGGAAGUGGGUUGCGAGCUGGAAUGUUGUUAAUGAUUAGAGACUAGGGGAGGAGGGACAAUUUUGGAAGGGGGUGCGUGAGUGACGGUACGGUUUAUGUUUAGAGGUUGUGAGGAGAGGGCGGUUUUUGUUUGUUCGUCGUAUAUGUGUGUAUAUACUGUGUUGGCCGUGUACUUAUUUAUGUGAAUGCGUA
Molecule: messenger RNA, 2566 nt
Organism: Fimicolochytrium jonesii
Lineage: Eukaryota; Fungi; Chytridiomycota; Chytridiomycetes; Spizellomycetales; Powellomycetaceae
Product: Dolichyl-phosphate-mannose-protein mannosyltransferase-domain-containing protein
Exons: 7
Coding region: 137-2413 (758 amino acids)
Biological process (GO): protein O-linked glycosylation via mannose
Cellular component (GO): endoplasmic reticulum; membrane
Molecular function (GO): dolichyl-phosphate-mannose-protein mannosyltransferase activity
Source: RefSeq, a predicted model, not a curated record